AUGUUUCUAUUUCGCACUUAUCCGGUCAUUCCCGAGGAGGGAAGCACGCAAGUGCGCAUCUUCAGCGGCAUUCACGGCUGCAAUUACCGGGUAAGCACCAACAUUGGCUCUGGCCUCAACUUCACCCUGCAGGGCAUCGACUUUUACUCAAGUGGCAACAUUGCCACCAAUAUAGACGGCACUUUCUCCCUCGACUAUACGAUCGAAUCACUGACACAAGGCUGUCCACAGUUGGACUCUGGCAAUCAGCUGUUGAGUGAGGCAACGGCGCACACAUUGUUCCUGCGACCACAGCAGAGCGUGACCAAACAUUGGUAUGAGGAUGAGUUGCAAAAGUCCAACAAAUCGCUGGCUUUGGUGCGCACCCUGGCCAAUUUGCCAGCCACAACGCGUAUUCUGUGGCGCGAAGUCAAGACGGGCAAUACUGCCUUAGAGCUGCUCGCUCGUCAUCACGAUCUGUACGAGCUGAACACUAUCGAGUACGAGGUGUUGCAUGGCCAGGUGCUGAUCCAUCAGCAGCGUCUGCGUCCCGGCGGUGUUUAUGCCCUCGUCAUUGGCCAGGAGAGUGCUAAUGGCUUCGUCUCACGCAUGUUCGAGGUAACGGAGCCCAAUUCGAUGAGCAUGCUCUGGCUGAUUCCCCAGUAUGUGGUGAUGACGCUGGGCGAAGUUAUGUUCUCGGUAACGGGUUUGGUGUUCUCGUAUUCGCAGGCGCCGCGCAGCAUGAAGUCACUAAUCCAGGCCUUCUGGCUGCUUACGGUCGCCUUUGGUAAUAUUAUUGUGGUGGUGGUUGCGGAACUGAAGUUCUUUCAGUCGCAGGCGAAUGAGUUCUUCCUUUUUGCCGGCCUCAUGUUUGUCGAUAUGCUGAUCUUCAUGUGGUUCGCCUGUUACUAUAAGACUUAUGACGAGAAUACCGCUCCCAAGCUGCAUAGCGAGUCGAAGCCCGGCCAGCGAAAACUUAUAAAGCCCCAACAUUACUCGGAGUAG
Molecule: messenger RNA, 984 nt
Organism: Drosophila nasuta
Lineage: Eukaryota; Metazoa; Arthropoda; Insecta; Diptera; Drosophilidae
Product: solute carrier family 15 member 1-like
Exons: 3
Coding region: 1-984 (327 amino acids)
Biological process (GO): transmembrane transport
Cellular component (GO): membrane
Molecular function (GO): transmembrane transporter activity
Source: RefSeq, a predicted model, not a curated record